AUGGCGUGCAAUGGCACUGUGCACGAGCCUGCGGUCCAGCGGAUUAGGGGCCGCGACCUGUCGACAAAACUUUUCAUCGAGAAGUGUGCUGCUGCGGCCAGGCCCGUCCUCCUCCUCGACCUGGUUCCGUCCUGGCCUGCAUACUCGGAAUGGCGGCGCCCAAACGGCGAGCCCAACUUUGCAAAGCUCACGGAAGACUUUCAGGGUGUGACGGGACCAGUUGUGGAUUGUGGCCACGGCUAUGACAUUCAAUCCUGGGAUGUGGGCGACUACUUUCGUUGGGCUGCCCACGCCAGUCACGAAGGCGAUGCGCUCUACCUCAAAGACUGGCACCUGGUAAAUGCUUGCCGCUCGCUUGGGCUGCAGGUGCCAUACGAGGCCCCGAGCUACCUGGCCGCGCCGGUGCAUGAUUGGCUGAAUCUCUACAUGGACAAGGCUACGAGCAAGGAUGACUAUCGCUUUGCCUACGUCGGAGUGGCGGGAACUCGCACGCCGCUGCAUCACGAUGUUCUGUUCUCGCACUCCUGGUCCGCAAACAUCUGUGGCCGGAAGCACUGGAUCUUCUAUCCGCCGGAAGUCAGCCACAAGCUUCUGGACUCGCUGGGAAACACAGCAGAAAGCGCCCAGCCACAGCGUCGUACAUCAGACUGGCAGCAGCACUUCCCAGGGCUCCAGGAGGCUUGGGAGCGGAGGCUGGAAGCUUUCCAGGAAGAGGGAGAACUGAUGUUUGUGCCCAGUGGGUGGUAUCACGAGGUGGAAAACCUCACCAUGACGAUCUCUAUCAACCACAACUGGCUGAACGCAUCGAAUGCGCCGCAAGUGUGGCAUUUCCUCCGGUCCGAGUGGCAGUCGGUCCGAGAGAAGAUUGGAGAUCUGCAAGACACCUUCGACUCUGAGGCCGACUUCCUGGAACAGUGCCAGGUCCUGAUGAGAGCGAACUGCGGAUUGGACAUCUCCGGCUGGCUGGAAUUGCUGACCGGUGCUGCAGAAGAAGCUAUGCGGCUUCGUGCAGACAACCCCGUUGGAGAUGAUUUGUGGGUGCUGGAGUGGGUAGAGGAGAGGUUGGGAGCAGUGUCUGAGAGCAGCUUGGCCGACACAGCGGCGAGUGCCACCCAGCAUUCAAGGAAGGCGCAACCUGUGCCGCUGGCGGCAGAGGCGGAGAUCUACUCCCAAUCCGGUGCUUGCGCUCAAAUGACGUUCUGCCUGGGGAAUGCAAGUUUCUGCAAGCAAGGGCUAGGAUGGAAUCGCUGA
Molecule: messenger RNA, 1251 nt
Organism: Symbiodinium sp. CCMP2592
Lineage: Eukaryota; Dinophyceae; Suessiales; Symbiodiniaceae
Source: the annotation of a GenBank genome assembly